Papilio xuthus (Asian swallowtail) is the source of this 2416-nucleotide messenger RNA. It is a transcript of the gene elgi, whose product is annotated as E3 ubiquitin-protein ligase NRDP1 elgi. Gene Ontology annotation, cellular component: plasma membrane signaling receptor complex. The record is from RefSeq and is a predicted model, not a curated record. Gene Ontology annotation, biological process: regulation of canonical NF-kappaB signal transduction; protein ubiquitination. Bases 442 to 1392 code for a protein of 316 amino acids. The transcript is spliced from 7 exons. Gene Ontology annotation, molecular function: ubiquitin protein ligase activity; metal ion binding. Lineage: Eukaryota; Metazoa; Arthropoda; Insecta; Lepidoptera; Papilionidae.
AAUACUCCGUAGAUUUGGUAGUAUUUGCAACAUUUUCAUUUGCAAUUCCAAUUGCAUCUUUAUCUUUAUAAUAAUAUGCGCGAAAUGUGGACUGUGUUGUGUACUGUAAACUGUAAAUAGAGUAUUUUAAACAUAAAUCUCGUAUUCAAUACCAAACUUACAAUAACUUGAUUAGGUACUUGAAUAAUUUCAGUUAUAUACUCUGCGGGGUUGCAUUGCAUAGCAAUAGCAUAUUCACCAAUAAUUAUAUUCAAUGCACUGCACAUGCGUACAACUUUAAUUUUUGUUGGUAUUUACUUAUCUUCACCAAAGUUAUUUAUCAGUGAACUAAUUCAUAGUAAAAUUGUGCCAGUGUAUAAUUUAUAAAAAGUUCAUAGUAGUAUUGCAAACAUAGUAAAUAAUAGUAAAAAUAGCUAAUGUUUACUAUUGUUGAGAACAAUAAUGGGCUUUGAUAUUAAAAGAUUUCAAGGUGACGUUGAUGAAGAACUAAUUUGUCCUAUAUGCUCAGGAGUUUUAGAAGAUCCGUUGCAGGCGCCAGCCUGUGAGCAUGCAUUUUGUCGUGCGUGUAUUACUGAAUGGAUAAGUCGGCAACCCACUUGUCCAGUGGAUCGCCAGGCGGUCACCGCAAGCCAGCUAAGACCUGUUCCAAGAAUACUACGCAACUUACUAUCCAGACUUUGUACAAGCUGUGAUAAUGCACCUCACGGUUGCAAUGCAGUUUUGAAACUGGACUCCUUAGCUUCACAUCUUGUUGAUUGUGAAUAUAACCCAAAAAGACUAAUGCCAUGUGAAGCGGGUUGCGGUCUUGUUAUACCGAAAGAUGAGCUGGCGGAGCACAAUUGUGUUAGAGAGCUGAGGGUAUUGAUUGCAUCGCAGCAAGGCAAGCUUACAGACUACCAGCAGGAACUUACAGAACAGAGACUUAUAAUAAAUGAACACAAAAGAGAGUUGGCAUUGCUAAAAGAGUUCAUGCGCGCGAUGCGUGUGUCGAACCCGGCGAUGCGCGCGCUAGCUGACCAGAUGGAGCGGGAGGAGGUGGUGCGCUGGGCGAGCUCAUUGGCCCGCGCUCGCGUUACGCGCUGGGGUGGUAUGAUAUCAACACCUGAUGACGUCCUGCAGGUGAUGAUGAUUAAGAGAAGUUUAUCGGAAUCAGGCUGCCCCUCUCAUAUAAUAGAUGACCUAAUGGAGAACUGCCAUGAACGGAGAUGGCCACCUGGUCUUUCAUCUUUAGAAACUAGACAAAAUAAUAGGAGAUUGUAUGAGAAAUACGUGUGCAAAAGAGUACCGGGUAAGCAGGCGGUGCUCGUGCUGCAGUGCGAUAAUACACACGUUGACGAGCACAUGAUGGUGGAGCCCGGACUCGUCAUGAUAUUUGCCCAUGGCAUCGAAUAAUAUCUUUACAAAUAGUGACAAAAUGGACUGAAGAUUGAAUCGUUCAAAACGUAAAAUGUAAAAUUUAUUGUGACUCUCACACAUAUGCCAUUUACAACAUUGUCAAUAUAUUUUUACUUACAACUUUGUGCUUACAACCUAAACCGCGUGCAUGACAUGAAAAGCGGAAGACACACCGCAACACUAGAAGUCAUUGACAAGUUCGCAAACAUAGUGUGUACUGUCCUUUAUCUCCAUGGUAGAAUUCCUGUGAUUUGGUACUAUUGGAUAAAAAUGUAUAUAACGUUAAUAUCCAUAGUAAAAGUAAAUUAUUGCUAUUUUGGAUUUAGGUUUCAGGGUGAUGCAAUUGUGGCAUGAUAUUGUAUACAAUAGAGUACUACAUUGUUCAUAUAACUGCAGUGGUACUUAUAUUGACACAUUGUUUUUCUUGUUUUCUCAAAGAGAAUGUAAGGUAUGGCAAUAUGUGCCAAAACAAGAGUUGCUGUACCCAAAACCCUGCAGUUAAAUUAUGUUUAAUUAUUUGUGUUAGUUUCUUUGCAUUUGCUUAGACUAACAUUCCUAAAUUUUUGUACACAUAAAUUACAAAUGCAAGUGUUUACUUAACUGAAUUUAAGCAAUAUUAGAGGUGCGAGGUAAGUUACAAUAAAGUGUGUUAGUUCCAAGUUUGUAUUCAUAAUAAAGUUGCGAUAAUUGUGAGAAAAUUGUAUGAAUUUUCAGGAAGCAUUAACGAAAAUUUUGCUAAGUCAAUGCUUAUAAUAAUUAGAUCUAAUAAAGAUAUAACUAUCUGUUUUCUUUUAUAACGUUUCGGAAAUGUGACAAAUAUAUUUUGGUUAUUGAAGAGAAACAUGGUGACUACUUUUUUAUUGCGAUGAGGACAAAAGACGUGUAAAUGUUUUAGAGUAACAACAUUUUCGUAUUUUACUUAUGUGAUAUUUACUCGAGGUUUUUCUCGUUUAUAAAUUUCGAAUUGUCAAAAAAAUAAUAUAUUUUAGCUCAAUUUGGAAAAUAAAAAUGUUUUUAAUGA